AUGUCGUUGAAGGAAUAUGUUGAUAAAUAUGAACAUCUUGAGGCAGGAGAGCAUUUGGAAAAUGAACUCGUCUCUAUUGCUGGAAGGGUAUCAAGGAUCGCCUCAAGUUCCUCAAAGUUGCGUUUCCUUGAUAUUAAAUCAGAAGGAACUAAGCUCCAAGUGUUCGCAAACUUCGCAAACCAUGAUCCGUCAACAGGCGAUUUCAAUGAUACCUAUAAUAAUAUUAAGCGUGGUGAUAUUAUAGGAUUAACGGGUUUUCCAGGAAAAUCAAAGAGAGGAGAAUUGAGCGUAUUUCCGAAGAGUGUAAAGAUAUUAUCACCAUGUUUACACAUGUUGCCAGAUAAAUUCGGCUUGAAAGAUAACGAUGUAAGAUUCAGACAAAGAUACCUUGAUCUCAUGAUGAAUGAUGAUAGUCUCAAAGUUAUGAAACUCAGAUCACGAAUAAUUGAUUAUUUGAGGAAGUUUUUGACUAGCAGAGGGUUCUUUGAGGUUGAAACCCCUAUGCUUAAGACCACUUCAACUGGUGCCUCAGCAAAGCCUUUCAUAACGCAUCACAAUGAACUUGAUUUGGACCUUUUCAUGAGGAUUGCACCUGAACUACCACUCAAACUCAUUAUUAUCGGAGGCUUUGAAAAGGUGUUUGAAAUAGGAAAAUGCUUCAGAAACGAAGGGAUUGAUCCAACACAUAACCCUGAGUUCACUUCAUGUGAAUUCUACUGGGCCUAUGCCGAUUAUCAUGACCUCAUGAAACUAACCGAAGAACUUCUUUCAUCAUUGGUGUUUGAAUUGUUUGGAAAGUAUGAAAUAACAUAUCAUCCAGAUGGGCCUGAAGCAGAAGGAGUUAUAAUUGACUUUACUCCGCCAUUUCAAAGAGUUUCAAUGGUUGAAGAAUUGGAGAAUAAAAUGAAGAUGAAGUUAAGCCCACCAUACGAUUCACAAGAGAAUGUAGAAAAGUAUCUAACAGCAAUAAAGGAAGCCGGGUUGGAUAUGCCAAAACCUCCAGUACCAGCCAAACUCAUAGAUCAACUCGUUGGACAUUAUAUUGAAGAUCAAAUUGUUAAACCCACUUUUAUUGUUGAUUUUCCCCAAUGUACAUCUCCACUCUCGAAAUGGCAUAGAAGUAAGGAGAAUGUAUGUGAAAGGUUUGAGCUGUUUAUAUGCGGGAAAGAAUUAAUUAAUUCAUAUACUGAAUUAAAUGAUCCGAUUACACAAAGAGAAUGCUUCAAACAACAACAAAAGGCUAAGGAUUUGGGAGAUGAUGAAGCACAACCUCCAGAUGAAGCAUUCUGUACAGCAUUGGAAUACGGAUUACCUCCAACCGCUGGAUGGGGAAUAGGAAUCGACAGACUCGCUAUGUUUUUGUCCGACAAAAAUAAUAUCAAAGUAUUUAUAGGUGUGAUAAUAAUUGUUUAG
Theileria annulata is the source of this 1413-nucleotide messenger RNA. RefSeq names its product lysine-tRNA ligase, putative. NCBI's taxonomy places the organism in Eukaryota, Apicomplexa, Aconoidasida, Piroplasmida, Theileriidae. The coding region runs from base 1 to 1413 and encodes 470 amino acids. Gene Ontology annotation, biological process: lysyl-tRNA aminoacylation. The transcript has 9 exons. The record is from RefSeq and is a predicted model, not a curated record. Gene Ontology annotation, cellular component: cytosol; cytoplasm. Gene Ontology annotation, molecular function: lysine-tRNA ligase activity; tRNA binding; ATP binding.